UACACACACACACACACAUAUCAAAAGAAACUUGUUUCUUAAAUUCAUCGUUAAUCUUUCUCUCUUUUUCCAUUCUGGUUCUUCUUCCGAACCCUCCAGUGUCAAAGAACGCCUGAAGGAGAUACUGAACCAAGACCGUGAUUUCAACGAGGCUGACUAUACAAAGCUUGCGGCUACUGGAAGUAUAUCGAUUCAAAAUGCCAUGAAGUUUGUACAGAAUCCCCGCAAAAUGUGUGAGAAAGUUCAUGAUAUGGUGAAGGAGAUAACCACGAAAAUCCGCUCCCUGAAAUUAGAACUCAAAACCCGUGAACUGAAGUUGUACCAUGGUGAAUCCUGGGAGUUGCUCAUUCGUCGAUGGGCGAAACUCGAGAAGGACUUCAAGACGAAGCAGGGCCUGUUUGACGUUAGCAAGAUUCCCGACAUCUACGACUGUAUCAAGUACGACUUACAACACAACCACCGCACACUGCAGUACGAACGGGCCGAAGAACUUUUCAACUGUUCAAAAGCUCUCGCAGACAUUGUCAUCCCUCAGGAAUACGGUAUUACCAGGGAAGAGAAGCUACAAAUUGGCCAAAGCCUGUGCACACCAUUGUUGAGGAAAAUACAAAGUGAUCUCCAGCAGUGUCUGAAUUUCGGUCAAGAAGAAACCACUCGUUUGGACUCUCGGUAUUCAAAAGGUGUUGCGUCCCCACAGAGGUUUGUAAGAACUCGUCUCUACUUCACCAGCGAGAGCCACAUCCAUUCCUUGCUGUCAAUGAUUCGUUAUGGAGGAUUGUGUGAUGAAAUAAAAGACGAACAGUGGCGCCGUGCCAUGGAAUACAUCAGUUCCACAGGGGAGUUGAACUACAUGACUCAAAUAGUCAUCAUGAUGUUCGAAGACCCUAAAAAGGAUCCCAAGUCUCCAGAAAGGUACCACAUUGAGUUACACUUCAGCCCUGGGGCCUACACCUGCUGUGAUACAAAACGGAUCAGUCGACAAGGACAACUCACCAAAAUUGAACAGUUGUUCAUGAGUGAUGACCAGUGGCGGAGAACUCCGUCGGUCAGCCUGUCCAACUUGCGCAGUCUGUCCCUGAUGAGGGCCAACACGCCGGCGACGGCACCGGCAGAUGACCUCACAGAUGUGCUGGAGGUUCCAGAUGAUGAAGAUGGUGCAGAAGAAGAAGAACAGGAGGAGGAGGAGGAGGAGGAGAAUGAUGAUGCGGGAACGGAAGAGGUGCGAUCGGAAGGUGAUAGUGGUGGGGGACGGGAGAAGCAUCGUUGGCAGGGAACAGGCUGGGAAGAGGAGAAGUGGGAGGUGCAACAGAAGGCAGAUGCAGGGAUGGCAGAUAAGAGCAACAGUGGCACGCCGAUGAGGGUGGCGCGGCAGGGAGAUAAAGGUGGGGAGACAGGGAAAGCCCCGUCGAUAUUGACGUUGUCGUCCUUAUCGUUAGUUUCCCCGUCAUCAUCAUCAUCACCGUCAUCAUCAGCAGCAGCAGCAGCCGUUGCUUCACAUUUAACGUCAAGGACAGUAGUGACGGGUGGUGGCAUCAGAGAGGAACCCCUGUCCGAUGUAACUGGAGGGGCCGUUGGCAAACGAGGCGGAGAAGAAGAAGCAGAGGAGGAUGGAGAGAACAGUUGUAAGCCAAAGAAAUGUGUGAAGAUAAUUCCUGGGCCAAGAUCCCCAGACCCUAAUAUCCCAGAAUGGGACUGGGAAGAUGUGGAGCAGCCCGUUUCCUCGGUUGUUGCCAUACCUCCUAUUAACUUUCAGAAGGGUGAGAGGCGGAGGUCGCAGUCCCUUGCUGAGCCAUUCACCCCCAAGACUUUAUCGAACCCCAUUGACAUCCAGAACCAGACAACAAAGGACGACAGUGAUGGAUCUUUCAAGAGGAAAGACACACCUCACUGUCGUUACGUGGAAAUGGAUGACCCAUUCCACGCAGUCAUGAGGUCAGUGAGGUCACAGAGUCUGGAGGAGAAGAGGAGUCAUAGUCUGGAAGACAGGGACAAAUAUCCAUCCCCUGGAUCUACAACUUGUCACAUUGAUCGUCAUUACUUGACCGUCCAGCUUCCUGUGGCCGACUACAAACACAGAUGGUCGGUAUCAUCUAUGUUUGCUGUAAAAGCUGACCAAGUUCCUGUGACUGGCCUAUUGCUGACCAGCGUGCUGACAGGGUCAGCUAGUGCACCUGACCUAGUGACCGCUUAUCGAGUGCAAAAUGAAGAGGGUAUUGAAGGUUACACGAUGGUGCCGUCAGUACGAGCCCUGGAGACACUUCACAAUGCCCUUACGCUCAGCGAUGUCAAUAGUUUCUUGCAGAAAGCCAUGUCAAUAGGCUUCAACACCCCAGCUUCGUCGCCGCCCAAUGAAGCCUCCCUAUCAUCUUCCCAGAGGCCUUCAAUUGUACCCUUGGGUGUCCUACACAAAGCUCAGAGCCUGUCGUCAUCAACCAAUUCCAGUGCCGGACCCUCGUCGCCAACUUCCUGUUCCACACCCGUCGACCUCUGGCAGAGACUCACCAUGUUCAUCAGUGACAACCAGAACCUCAACAUUCCGGCUACCACUGACGCUGUCUCUCUCAGUGGCAGCGGCGACCCGUCCGAAUUUAGUAAAGAUCCAUCUUGAAGUCAAAAGAAGGAAGAAAGAAAGAAAGAAGCAACAACACUGGAGACCUCAACGUGCAUCUCUACAUUUCUUCCCCUUCUUUCUUUGUUUUUUGUUUGGUAUUCUGUGUUGAGAAGGGUUUAGUGUGGUGGCGGGUAAACUGGAUCUCAGGUCUCUGUCUCUAAGCCCUCCCCCAUUUUUGCCUCAUCACCUAUCACAUUACUGCUGCUACUACUACUACUACUCACCACUUACAGACACACUAUGAACCGUUAAGGGUGGUAUGUCCUGUGCAGUGUGUUUGGACUGAACUGUAUUAGAUUCAGAAUUGUUUUGUGCAUAUCACAGAUUCUUUGACCGACAUUCCCUGCUUCCACCACCGCUGCCUCCUCCGCCACCAUCCCCCUUGCCCCCCCCCCCCCCGGCCCCCUUAGUGCUUCCUCGCCAUCUGCACCCUCGUCCCCCCACCCCUUCUGUUUAACCUGCCCAUACUGACAAUCAUGGCCCACCACAGAUUCUUCGUUGACGGACACUGCGCCAGUUUGUUCAACCAAUUUUAAGAUUUGGCAAAAAGAUACACUUACACAAACCUACGGUGACAACACACACGUGUGUGUACACACACACACACACACACACACACAUGCAUAUAAACACAUACACACUUGUGAUUAUGGAAUUCUUUACACUGUGAUAUAUAUGUGCCUCUGUGUUUACAUGUGUGUAUAUAUAUAUAUGUAUGUAUAUAUCUGCCUAUAUACAUAUAUGUAUGUGUGUACAUGUAGAUAAUUGUUAUUUGUAAUUAUAACGAGAAUUGUAUAUCAAUACAGAAUCUUAUUUUUCCUU
Messenger RNA from Octopus sinensis (East Asian common octopus), 3433 nucleotides. RefSeq lists its product as uncharacterized. Gene Ontology annotation, biological process: inositol phosphate biosynthetic process; inositol metabolic process. Bases 203 to 2608 code for a protein of 801 amino acids. Lineage: Eukaryota; Metazoa; Mollusca; Cephalopoda; Octopoda; Octopodidae. Gene Ontology annotation, cellular component: cytosol. Gene Ontology annotation, molecular function: diphosphoinositol pentakisphosphate kinase activity; inositol hexakisphosphate kinase activity; 5-diphosphoinositol pentakisphosphate 1-kinase activity. The record is from RefSeq and is a predicted model, not a curated record. The transcript has 18 exons.